AUGAAGAAGAAAGAAGUGGGUGCAGUACAAUAUAGCGUAUGUGAAGAAUGUGGUGACAUCGGUUACCGGACCGAGAAUUGUCAAGCCACCGCGGAUGUGAAUCAAGUGUAUGGAGGCCGGAGGCAAUACGAUAUGAACUCCAACACUUACCACCCCGGGUUGAGGAACCAUCCUAACUUUAGGUAUGGUAAUGCUUCCAACCAAAUGAACCCGAAUUUUCCGUCGGGAAAUCAAGGUGGGUCUUCACACCAAAAUCGCCAAAGCGGUAACCAAGGGUACCAAGGUCCUGAUAACAACUACCAAAGUGGGUACCAAAGGAAUUACAACAACCAAGGCUGUAAUGGAAGUGGGUCGAACAAUCAAGGGGGUGGAAGUGAUUUGAAUGCAAAGAUGGACACAAUGCUUUCAAUGAUGCAAGAGUCCAACAAAGAGAAUGAGAUUCGGGACAAAUCGCAUGAAGCAUUGGCAAAGCAAGUGGGCCAACUUGCGGAAGAAGUGGCUCAAAGGAGGGGAAGCAUGGGGAAGCUUCCAAGUGACACCACAAUGAACCCGAAGCAUCAAAGCUCAAGCACGGACAAUGUGAGGAAUGUACACAUUAGCGCGGUAAGUCUUCUUCCAAAUGAUGAAAAUUGUAGUGUUCAAAGCAUUCCACCACCACAAUUCGUUGAUGGUGUAGUGGAAGAUAUAAGUAAUGAACCGGAAAGCGAAAAUGAACAAGAAAUGAUUUCACAUACUAAAACUAAAAAUGUUCCGACUCUUGUGGAAUGCUUAAAGGAGUUAAGCAACAAAAAACGACACAACAAAUUACCCAAACUGGUUGAUUUGAUAUCUCAUGUUAGUGUCGUUUUAUCGAGUGCCCUUCCCCAAAAAGCUCAAGAUCCAGGAGAUCCUCUUAUUCUAAUUCAAAUUGGAACAUUCAAAAUUGAGAGAGCACUCCAAGAUCUUGGAGCUUGUGUGAGCAUCUUGCCCGGGAGUUUUUAUGACCAAUAUGAUUUUGGUCCAUUGAAAAAGUUUGAUACUCCCGUGGUAUUGGCCGAUUAG
Messenger RNA from Helianthus annuus (common sunflower), 1041 nucleotides. RefSeq lists its product as uncharacterized. NCBI's taxonomy places the organism in Eukaryota, Viridiplantae, Streptophyta, Magnoliopsida, Asterales, Asteraceae. The record is from RefSeq and is a predicted model, not a curated record. The transcript is spliced from 2 exons. Bases 1 to 1041 code for a protein of 346 amino acids.